AUGUUAUCUGGUACCGGUGGUGCUAAUAUAACAAAGAAAGCUAGUGCAUGCGCACUACACGGUGAUAGUGAAUCAACUGAAAAGGAUACAGUUAUGGGUGAAUUGGUUUGGAAGAAAGAUGAGCAAGGCUAUGUACUGAGUGCCUUCUUUUGGGGCUAUAUUUUCAGCCAGAUCCUUGGUGGUUAUUUAGCCGGUCGAUACGGUGGUCGUUUAGUGAUCGGUUUUACGAUUCUCGGAAGUGCAGUUCUUACUCUGAUCAGUCCAUUAGCCGCAACAACCAGCGUUUUUGCAUUCAUCGUUGUCCGAGCUUUCAUGGGCUUUAUGCAGGGUGCCAUAUUUCCUGCGUUUCAUACCAUGUGGUCAAUGUGGGCGCCACCUCUGGAAAGAAGUUUAUUAACGGGUUUGACAUAUGCAGGUGCUCAAAUAGGUAAUACAGCGGUGAUGCCAUUGUCCGGUUUACUUUGUAAGUAUGGAUUUGCAGGUGGUUGGCCAUCCAUCUUUUACGUACGGCCGGCGUUUUUAUGGUGUUUUCUUUGGUUCUUCUAUGUUUCGGAUCGACCGUCACAUAGUAAACGUAUUUCUAAGAAAGAGCUAAACUAUAUUGAAAAUUCGUUAGCUGACAUAUUAGCACCGGAUUCCAAGAAG
Molecule: messenger RNA, 645 nt
Organism: Loa loa (African eye worm)
Lineage: Eukaryota; Metazoa; Nematoda; Chromadorea; Rhabditida; Onchocercidae
Exons: 5
Biological process (GO): monoatomic anion transport; transmembrane transport
Molecular function (GO): transmembrane transporter activity
Source: RefSeq, a predicted model, not a curated record